Messenger RNA from Triticum aestivum (bread wheat), 2590 nucleotides. Its product is annotated as proline-rich receptor-like protein kinase PERK10. NCBI's taxonomy places the organism in Eukaryota, Viridiplantae, Streptophyta, Magnoliopsida, Poales, Poaceae. The record is from RefSeq and is a predicted model, not a curated record. The transcript is spliced from 3 exons. Bases 152 to 970 code for a protein of 272 amino acids.
UACUUGUCCACCCACCCUCCCUCUCUCUCUCCCACGACCUCCAUCUCCAGAUCGACACCUCCCCCGCGCCGCCCCGCUGCAAACCUCCCCCGCGCCGCCCCGCCGCCACCUCUCUCGCGCCGCCCCACCAGCCUCCUCCUGCGCCGCCCUGAUGGGGUGGGUUGGAGCCCCCGACCCUGCGCCCUCCUCCUUCUUCCUCACAGGAUCCCCGCCCUACUACCUUCCCAUCGACGCCACCUUCAUCUCGCCGGCCGCGCGGCGUCCUACCCGGCACCGUCCCGCACCUGUCGCACAGCGUCCUCCCCGGCACCGUCCCGCACCCGCCGCGCGUCCCCUCCAUCUGGCCAGGUCCACCCAUUCCCAGGACACCCGUCGAGGGCAUGCCGUGCAGAUGCAGAGAGGAUGUAGGAGGCCACCGGUAGAGAAGAGUUGCUGGCCUUCUCCAAGGACGUGCUGCAGCACCGUGAGCCAGCGGCGCCGUGGACGACGCUCCCACCGUCCAGCGCCCUGGUGCCUAACGCCGUGGGACGCGACCACGGCCCUGCUCGCCCUCCGCCUUGCUAGCGCUGCUGGCCCCUGUUCGUGCAUCUCACGAGGAGAAACCAGAGAUCGCUAUGGCUACCCGUGGGCUGACUCCACCAUCGUCAUCCAGGUCCGUGACAUUGACGACCGACCCCUCCCCUUCCUCGUCUACCCAUGCGGUUGCUCCGCCGCCGCCGGAGACGGUGGUUUUGCUUCUGCGGCUGAAGCGGCGCGACGAAGGUGUCCUCGAAGCGGCGCGUUUAGCUAUGGUUCGUGCCGCCGGAUGCUAUUCGACAGUGUAUACCCAGGGUUGCCUUCUAUCCAUGUUCAUUUUGUUCUUCAUUCCUUCAUUGGGGUUCAUAUCAGAUCAGACUCGCACGCCAUGAAAGAUUGUGCCUCCCUUCUCUCGAUUCAUGCACUGCUUCGCAGUACAAGUAGGUUGGGUUGAGGCACGCAUCUUUUCUGAGAUAAUGGAGGGCAUGUACCUAAACUUCUAAUGAUACAUGCAUUCUGCAAUUUCAUGUGCUCACAACAAAACUAUGAGAGAUACGCAUUUCACUGUAAGCUUUGUAGUUCGGAAAAACCCGCAUCUAUUGUUUAGUUCAGAACUAUCAUAUUUAUGUGUGUUUAGAAAGUUCCAUGCUAUUAAUUGUUUUGCAUCCGCAGAAUUUUAAGGUAAAUGUUCCAAUAAAAUCACUAGGCAAGUCCUUACAGAAAUACUACAUCUUAUUUUUUUGUUUUUUUUAUGUGCACCUUUUACUUUUCACGCUUUUGUAUACCGUGAAGUUUUAUCUGUAUUUUCACAAGAUUUAAAUCUUCCUUAGCAGAAAGGCAUAGACAGCAUCGAAAGAGGUUCAUUGCCUUUAAGCAGUGCACACAUGUGACAAGCUUCUAGCAUUUGCAUUUUUACGUACAUCCCAAGAUUGUUUUCGCUACAGGAUGCCGCUCUAUUUUUCUCCAUGUCUAAGUUUGGUAAAACUUGAUUCACCUUUUACAUCCAAAGCUGGUAUUCUUUCAGGAUGCAAAAUCCACCCUAUAGUGAUCAUGCAUUUUCUUUUAUGCGCAGUCACACUUCUAUUAGUUUCAAUUUUAGGCAAUGAUGUAUCAAGCAGAAGUUUCAUCAGUAUUUGGUAACAUAGGAUUUUCUUUUUUAUAGAUAGACAAGAUGUGCAAGAGAAAAGGCUAAGCACUUAGUUCAAUGCAAAUAGAACUUGUUGAUGGGGUAGGUAUACGAAGAAAAGGGGGAGGGGUGUAUCCUACUGAAAUAUUUCUGUUUUUGAUCCUCGACCAGAAAUUUUGGGCUUUCUUUUUGUGCUUGCACCUUUUCUUUUGGUAAAAGAUGGUUGAAGGUGACAUUCUCUUAUGAAAGAUCGUGCUGGGUGGAUAGCAUAUAUACAGGAUAAGCAUGUGUAGAUAACAAUUGUGGACUACUAAUGCCAUUCUCUGUUUCCAGAAAUGAUUACUAAUAUUUCAGUAGAUCUGUAGAUGGCAAUGUUUCAUUUCGGUUUCUGUUUGAUUUAUGCAAUGUAUCAUCUUGUCCCGCUUUUUAAAACAUAAUUUGACAUUUACAUGAUGAGGGGGUUAAUAUUUACAAAGUCUAUUACUAACAGAAGAUCCUUUUCCUAAUAGAAGAGACCAUGUUACUCUAUAUCCUGCUGUUUUGCUUCAUGUCCUUGCAAAUUCUACACCAUGUUCUAAUGUUGGUAAUGUUGUUUUUCUUUUACAGAUUUUAUAGGUGUAGAAAGAGUUUGUGCGAGAGUGUAAGAGCGCCAGUGGUACAAGUUGGACGCAUGGAAGAUUUUGUUAACCUGAAUAGAUAUAUAUUCCAUGGAAUGUCAUUCCAUUUUUUUAUAUGAUGAUACGCCAUUCUUCUACUACUGCAAUGCAUCUCUUAUAAGUGACACUGAUUAAACUGUUAUGAGCAUCCUUUAGUUUGUUGUAGUUUUCCUUGUGAAAUGCUUUCCCUAUAAAGAAUUUGAAUGACCAGUGGAGUACUUUCUUGAGAGAAUUUCAUUACAUAGAACAUCCAUAUCAAGAGAUCUAUUGUUGUCGGAUUGACCGUUGGAUA